Molecule: messenger RNA, 1707 nt
Organism: Betta splendens (Siamese fighting fish)
Lineage: Eukaryota; Metazoa; Chordata; Actinopteri; Anabantiformes; Osphronemidae
Gene: napba
Product: N-ethylmaleimide-sensitive factor attachment protein, beta a
Exons: 10
Coding region: 124-1011 (295 amino acids)
Biological process (GO): synaptic transmission, glutamatergic; intracellular protein transport; regulation of synaptic vesicle priming
Cellular component (GO): synaptobrevin 2-SNAP-25-syntaxin-1a complex; terminal bouton; vacuolar membrane
Molecular function (GO): soluble NSF attachment protein activity; syntaxin binding
Source: RefSeq, a predicted model, not a curated record
CCGCAGCAUCAGCACCGCCGCCGCCGCACAUCCCCCUCAUCUUCUCUCCGCUGCCUCCUCUCCUGCUCUCCGUCCACUGCGGAACAUCGGCCUGUCUUCGUCCCAUUCCAGACCCGGCUCGCCAUGGACAACUCCGGCAAAGAGAAGGAGGCCAUGCAGCUGAUGGCUGAAGCCGACAAAAAGGUCAAAGCGUCCGGAUCCUUCUUGGGAGGGAUGUUCGGGGGGAACCAUAAAGUGGAGGACGCCUGUGAAAUGUAUGCCAGAGCAGCCAACAUGUUUAAGAUGGCAAAGAACUGGAGCGCUGCUGGGAACGCCUUCUGUCAGGCCGCUCGCCUCCACAUGCAGCUUCAGAACAAACUGGACUCUGCCACCAGCUUCGUGGACGCCGGCAACGCCUACAAGAAGGCCGAUCCUCAGGAGGCCAUCAACUGUUUAAACCAGGCCAUAGACAUCUACACUGACAUGGGUCGGUUCACCAUCGCAGCCAAACAUCACAUCACCAUCGCAGAGAUCUACGAGUCGGAGCUGGUCGAUAUUGAGAAGGCCAUUGCUCAUUAUGAGCAGGCAGCAGAUUACUACAAGGGAGAAGAAUCGAACAGCUCAGCCAACAAGUGUCUUCUGAAGGUCGGACACUACAGCGCUCAGCUGGAGCAGUACCAGAAAGCCAUCGAGAUCUAUGAGCAGGUCGCUAUGAGCACCAUGGACAAUCCUCUGUUGAAGUACAACGCUAAAGAAUACUUCUUCAAGGCCUCACUGUGUCACUUCAUAGUGGACGAGCUGAAUGCCAAGUUGGCCAUCGAGAAGUAUGAGGAGAUGUUUCCAGCCUUCUCAGACUCAAGAGAACUCAAAUUGUUAAAGAAACUCCUAGAAGCCCACGAGGAGCAGAACAGCGAGGCGUUCACAGAGGCCGUGAAGGAGUUCGACUCGGUGUCUCGUCUGGACCAGUGGCUGACCACGAUGCUGCUCCGCAUCAAGAAGACCAUCCAGGGGGACGCCGGGGACCUGAAAUAGACGUAAUCACGCGGGGAGAAAUGGGAUGAGGGCGACCAAGAGAAGAAACAGGAGGAAGGAAAGUGGAGACAAGAUGGAGAAAACGGCGAGUGGGGCACCUGAGAGGGAGGGUGGGACUGAGUUACUGUUGUACAUACGAGUCUGCAUGUGCCCCCACCCCUCGACAAGCUAAGCAUCACCUUUAAACCACCUUUAGUGUCCCCAGUACCACAGUAUUGCUCUCGUAACACUGAACAGGACAGUUAAAAGAGUGGGAAGGAGACGCGCGCGUGUGUGGAUUAUUAUUUAAUGGGAAGAGUGUGUGCGACUUAUUGUAAAUUAGAGUCAAAGAUAUAUGUUAUUUAAAAAUGAUAAUCAUGUUAUUUAUCAGAUAUUGUCAAUAUUGAGAAUCUUCAUUGUUUAUCAUGGUGCUCAGUGUUAUGAUCUGUCUUAAUAUUUUCGGUAUUAGCCCCCCAGCGCUCAUCUGUUCUCCCUCCCCGCACCCGCUCAUGUCGGUGGUUUCACACUAUCACACUGAGCCACCAGCGUAAACCCCGUCACUGCCUCGUUCGUGCAUGUCUGUUGUCAUGUUGAUGUUACGUGUUCUCCGUGUCGUGCUAACAUAUGAAGAACAUAAAUGUAGCCUGGUAUCAUCUGUGUGGAAUCAGUGAAUAUGUACCUCUGAAACUGAGUUGAAAUAAAAACAUAAUCAAUUCA